AUGUUUCGUCACCCUACUGUUUGUGCGGUGAUCGCCGCCUCCAUCUCUUCGAAAUCCGCAGUUUAUUACAAUGGAUCGACGCUCUAUACAAAGGAUAAUUAUCAUUGGGCAUCUUCGAGUAGUCAACUAUCUGCUUGCUCCUUCGAACCUGGCACCACCGAGGACCUCGUUAAAGCGCUUCAAAUAUUGAGAGUUACCAGGACGCCGUUUGCAGUUAAAAGCGGCGGUCACUCGACAAACCCAGGCUUUUCGUCAACCCCAGGCGUUCAGAUCGCGAUGUAUUUAUUCUCGGACAUCACGUAUGACUCGGAUUCCCAGACAGCAAAAGUUGGCACUGGUGCGAUAUGGGAUGACGUCUAUUUAACACUGGAAGAAUACGGCGUGAAUGUUCUAGGGGGGAAAGUCACUGGCGUCGGAGUUGGCGGCUUCUUACUUGGUGGAGGAUUUUCGUUUCUGACAAACCAGCAUGGGCUAGCAAUCGACAACAUAGUAGCAUACGAGCUUAUUUUACCUGAUGGCACGGUGACUACAGUCACCAGCUCCAGCAACCCAGAUUUGUACUUCGGCUUGCGGGGGGGUUUCAAUAACUUUGGAAUUGUUACCUAUUUCACUCUCAAAACGUAUCCUCAAUCUCAAGUUUGGGGUGGAAGUCUCGCAUACAGUCAAGAUCAACUCAAAGCGGUGAACGCCGCGGUCGCCAACUUCACUGCGAACGUUACAGAUCCCAAGGCAUCAGUAUAUUCCACAUAUAACUAUGUGUCUGGAUCGCCCAUCUUAUCGAGCGCGCUGUUCUAUGAUGCGCCCACUUACCCAGAUGGUAUCUUCGAUGACUUCUUGACGAUUCCAAACAUCGGGAAAGACAUUUCUACCCGGACCUUCGCAUCCAUGGUCGAUGUUGAGCCAGUGAAUGACACAGCUGGCCUUAGAGCUGUGUUCAAUGCCAUAGCGGUCGAGGAGUGGACGGAGUCAUUAUUGAACGAUGUUGCCAAUGAGACCCUCUUCUACAGCAACAAGUUGGUAAAUAGUAGCGUGGUUGAGAUCACUUACAACGUGAGGCCCUACCUUACUUCGAUCUUCAGCCACUCCGAUAUACCAUCUGCAUGGCCGGAUUCACGUGAACGAGGCUACUCAUACUUGGAAUUCUUCUAUGCAUGGAAAGAUUCAAGUGAAGACGACCUCUUCUAUGACAUCGUCGAUACCAGUUCCAAUUAUAUGGUGUCGCUAGCGAUCGCUGCAGGGCAGGACGUUGGAAAUGUGGUUUCGUAUCCCAACAAUGCAGAUCCUUCCACAAGCAUGGAGAAAAUGUACGGGACAAAUCUACCGCGUCUGCGGCAUAUCAAGAAGGCUAUUGAUCCAAGCAAUGUGAUGGGACUCGCUGGAGGGUGGAAAUUCUAG
Messenger RNA from Suillus paluster, 1395 nucleotides. RefSeq names its product FAD dependent oxidoreductase. The transcript is spliced from 11 exons. NCBI's taxonomy places the organism in Eukaryota, Fungi, Basidiomycota, Agaricomycetes, Boletales, Suillaceae. The coding region runs from base 1 to 1395 and encodes 464 amino acids. The record is from RefSeq and is a predicted model, not a curated record. Gene Ontology annotation, molecular function: oxidoreductase activity; FAD binding.